AUGGCAAAUAAACCCAAGGUCCUCCUCCUAGGCCAAAUCGAACACGCCCACGACGCCUGGUCCCAAAUCGCCUCCAUCGCCACCGUCCUCACCCCCAAUGCCACCAACCGCCAAGAAUUCAUCGCAGAAUGCCAAUCCGGCCGGCUGGACGGCGUGGUCGCCGCCUUCCGCACCUUCGACUCCUUCGCUGUAACCGGCAAAAUUGACAAUGAGCUCUGCGACGCGUUCCCCAAGUCCCUAAAGUUCAUGUGCCACAACGGCGCUGGGUACGAUCAAGUCGACAUCCCGGCAUGUACAUCGCACUCCAUCCGCGUGUCCAACACCCCUACGGCCGUCGACGACGCAACCGCCGAUAUAACCAUGUGGCUGCUCAUCGGUGCUCUGCGCAACUUCCCCGUGGGAAUGGCCGCUCUUCGCGGAGGAGCUUGGCGCGGAAACCCCCUACCGAAGCUGGGCCACGAUCCGCAGGGCAAAGUGCUCGGGAUUUUGGGCAUGGGUGGCAUAGGACGUAAUGUGGCGACCAAGGCGAGGGCGUUUGGGAUGAAGAUUCGGUAUUAUAAUCGGAAUAGGUUGUCGCCUGAGCUGGAGGAUGGGGCGGAGUAUGUUAGUUUUGAGAAGUUGUUGGCGGAGAGUGAUGUCUUGAGUCUCAAUCUUCCAUUGAAUCCGAAAACUCGACAUACUAUUUCUACAGAGCAAUUCGCCCUCAUGAAGCAGGGUAUUGUAAUUGUCAACACGGCACGCGGGGCGGUCAUGGACGAAGACGCCCUUGUCAAGGCCUUGGAUGCAGGGAAAGUCGCCAGUGUAGGUUUGGAUGUGUACGAGGAAGAACCCAAGAUUCAUCCUGGCUUAAUUGACAAUCCGAAUGUGUUGCUCGUCCCGCACAUGGGAACCUGGACGGUUGAGACGCAAACCAAGAUGGAGGAGUGGGCCAUCAGUAAUGUGAAGCUGGCGGUUGAGCAAGGCAAGUUGAAGAGCAUCGUUCCCGAGCAAAAGGAUAUGGCUUAG
Messenger RNA from Pochonia chlamydosporia 170, 1005 nucleotides. Its product is annotated as 2-ketogluconate reductase. The record is from RefSeq and is a predicted model, not a curated record. Bases 1 to 1005 code for a protein of 334 amino acids. Gene Ontology annotation, cellular component: cytosol. Gene Ontology annotation, molecular function: NAD binding; glyoxylate reductase (NADPH) activity; hydroxypyruvate reductase [NAD(P)H] activity. Lineage: Eukaryota; Fungi; Ascomycota; Sordariomycetes; Hypocreales; Clavicipitaceae. The transcript has 4 exons.